GGGGGGCUGAGGUGAGGGGAGAUCCCACCCGGUCCUACCGGCCCCCCCCUCCGCUUUUCUGCGUGAAAACACAGCGCUGAAGGCGCUGCGAAAGGCUGCGGCUGAGCUCUGCCCUAUUGCGCCUGCUGUAGAGAAAGCUACUCGAUUCGCAAUGAAGAGGGAGCACAGUUUCCAGGAGCAGCUUGUCCUGACGGAGCUGGGGAGGAACAAGCAGUCGAUGAAUUAAAGAUGGGUGGAAAAUGAACAAGGGAAAGUGCAACCAUCAGCUGGACGGGGGAAGAGAGGAUGGACCCGUAGACCCCCAGCCCUUGGAGACCCUGUCCCCUCUGCUCGCCUCGCAAGGACGGACCGUGACCGGUGGCAGCCGCGAUGAGAGCUCCGGCCCUCGGCUGAUGCCUGCCCUGGCGAUAAAGAUGAUCAACAAGUCCCGAGGGAAGAUACUCGGAGUGCUGGCACUGUUUCUGGUGAUGGUGUGGUACUCGAUAUACCGGGAAGACAGGUACAUACAGCUCUUUUAUUUCCCCAUGCAAGAAAACAAGACGGUGUGCCCUGUUGGCGAGGUGGAGAGGAAAGCGGCACAGCUCAUCGGGAACUACACGAGGGACCACCCGCUCUUCUUGCAGCUGAAGGACUACUUCUGGGUGAAGACGCCGUCACUCUAUGAGCUGCCCUACGGCACGAAGGGCAGCGAAGAUGUCCUCCUGCGCUUGCUGUCGGUCACCAGUUACUCGCUCCCCGAGAGCAUCCAGAGCCUGAAGUGCCGGAGGUGUGCGGUGGUGGGCAAUGGGCACCGGCUCCGCAACAGCUCCAUGGGGGAGACCAUCAACACGUACGACGUUGUGAUCAGGCUGAACAACGCCCCGGUCCACGGUUAUGAGCAGGACGUGGGCUCCAAGACCACCAUGCGCCUCUUCUACCCCGAGUCAGCCCACUUCAACCCCCGGACGGAGAACAACCCCGACACGCUGCUGGUCCUGGUGCCCUUCAAGCCCAUGGACUUCCAGUGGAUGGAGGCCAUCCUCAACGACAAGAAGAGGGUUCGAAAAGGGUUUUGGAAGCAGCCCCCACUGAUCUGGGAUGCCAACCCGGAGCAGGUGCGCAUUCUCAACCCAUACUACAUGGAAGUUACUGCUGCUAAGCUGCUCAACCUCCCCAUGAAGCAACCGCGGAAGGUCAAGCAGAAACCAACCACGGGGCUGUUGGCUAUCACCUUGGCUCUCCACUUCUGUGAUCUGGUGCAUAUUGCGGGCUUUGGGUACCCCGACUCGGCCAACAAGAAGCAGACCAUCCACUACUACGAGCAGAUCACGCUGAAGUCCAUGGCUGCUUCGGAGCACAACGUCUCGCACGAGGCCGUGGCCAUCAAGCGGAUGCUGGAGCUGGGCCUCGUCAAGAACCUCACCUACUUCUGAUGGCGCUGGGGCUGCGCAGGGACACGUCCCCGUCUCCCCCAACUUGCAGCCCCCCAGCGGUGGCCCUGGAGGAGCUGGGGGGGGGGGGCAGAGCAUCGUCACCACCACCCCUGGACGCUGGGAGCAGGGGGCAGGGGGCUGGGGCCGCGCUGGCUCGCGGGUCCCCGGGGGCGCAGGGAGCCCCUCAGCUCGUCCCCCAGCCAGGGAGGGGACGCACGUGGCACCACUGCCAAUGACUUUUCUUACAGAAACACUGAAGAUAACAAGGACCUGAGGGGGGAGGGAUGUUGGGGGUGGGUGGGGGGUGGGGAUGAGGGCACGGGACCUCCCUCCCAGCGGGACUGGGGGGCACACAGGAGCCCCUCUCUUUAAUUCCCUCGUAUUUGGACGAGGGCCCUGAGGAGGGGCUGAUGUGGGGGUCCUGGGGGGGGAGGGUCCCCUAUGUGCAGGAGCCUUUGGGGGCUGAGUUGCUGCCUCCUUCCUGCCCUGGGCACCCCAGUAUUUAAUUCCUUCCUCCCUUCCCCCUCCCAAUUUUUUAUUUUCUUUUUACAUGUUGGCCCAGCCCCGUGCCUUAGCGCUGGCGCGGGGGCUCAUCCCCGCAGCCCCCCACCCACGGUGCCUGGUGUCGGGGUCCAGGGUGGCCCGUGGUGGGGUGAGGGGACGGGAUGGGACACGGAGGUGACUCGGUAUGCAUUAAUUUAAUUAAUUUAAAAGAUUAUUUAUCGUGGGGCCUCCCCAGGUCCACUUCUCCCAGUGGCCUUGGGUGGGGUGGGGGGGUCAUUUGGCUCCAGGGGUGCCGGGAUCAGUAUUUGGGGGCUCCCCCCUCCUCCGGGGGUGCCUUUCCCCACCUUGCUUGCCGGGGCACCCCUGUCCCUGGUGAGGCCGGGUCCUGCAAACCCCUGGUUGUGGGGGGGGCACCCUGAGACCCAUGGACCUGGGGGUGCCGGGGGGCUCCUCCUGGCUCCUAAUAAAGGUCCUGGUGAGUCUGGG
Messenger RNA from Anas platyrhynchos (mallard), 2402 nucleotides. RefSeq names its product ST3 beta-galactoside alpha-2,3-sialyltransferase 4 (gene ST3GAL4). Lineage: Eukaryota; Metazoa; Chordata; Aves; Anseriformes; Anatidae. Gene Ontology annotation, biological process: glycolipid biosynthetic process. The record is from RefSeq and is a predicted model, not a curated record. Gene Ontology annotation, molecular function: beta-galactoside (CMP) alpha-2,3-sialyltransferase activity; beta-D-galactosyl-(1->3)-N-acetyl-beta-D-galactosaminide alpha-2,3- sialyltransferase activity.